CCAUCAGAGCGUUUGUCUUUCCACUUUCGUGUUUACGGCUCUCUUGAUAUAAUUGAAGAUAAACUUAUGGUUGGUUCUUCGAAGCCUUCCUUCAAUGAUAAAGAUGCGACCAACAAGUACCUGGGCUUGUUAUACACUAUUGAGGACUACUGUAUUUACGGAUACGUCACUAAUACUAACGUUAAGUUUGUUGUAGUCCAGGAAGAUCCUGGAACAUUAGCCGAUCUCCCGAAAGGCGGUGCAGCUGUGCCACCGGAUAGCAAAGUGAAAAAGACUCUUGAGUCCCUUCACGAUGCCUACUUAAGUCUUCUUUCUUCCCCAUUUUAUACCCCCAACACCCCCAUCGAUCCCUCAGAAUCCCCCGCUGCUAAGAAAUUCGAGGAAGUUGUUGAUACUCUUCUUGAAUAUCCCUCACAAAUUACGACGUCCAAUCUAUGA
Messenger RNA from Mesocestoides corti, 438 nucleotides. Lineage: Eukaryota; Metazoa; Platyhelminthes; Cestoda; Cyclophyllidea; Mesocestoididae. The record is from the annotation of a GenBank genome assembly.